Vidua macroura (Pin-tailed whydah) is the source of this 1514-nucleotide messenger RNA. It is a transcript of the gene C1H1orf35, whose product is annotated as chromosome 1 C1orf35 homolog. NCBI's taxonomy places the organism in Eukaryota, Metazoa, Chordata, Aves, Passeriformes, Viduidae. The record is from RefSeq and is a predicted model, not a curated record. The transcript is spliced from 9 exons. The coding region runs from base 227 to 1162 and encodes 311 amino acids.
CGCGUGUGAUCCUGCGGGUCCGGCACUCCCGGUCCUCGCCACUCCCCAACCCGGAGGGGCCCGGGCUGCAGGGAACCGCCCCGAGCCGCUUCCACACGCCUCGGGGACGGGCAAACUCUCACCUCCGGCCUUGCAGCUUCCCCCGGCCCUGAACCCCUUCCCAGACCCUGAAACUCUCCCCCAGGUCACCAGAAUCCCCCGAAUCUGCGGGGUGGGGUGCGGCGCCAUGUUCGGCUCCUCCCGGGGCGGGGUCCGGGGGGGCCAGGACCAGUUCAGCUGGGAGGAUGUCAAGACAGACAAACAGCGUGAGAAUUACCUGGGGAACUCCCUGAUGGCGCCGGUGGGGCGGUGGCAGAAGGGCAAGGACCUGACCUGGUAUGCCAAGGGCAAGAAGGACACGGGCCCCCCGUUAUCCCGGGAGGAAGAGCUGGCUGCUGUCCGCCUGGCCGAGCAGGAGGCCAUGAUGGCAGCACUGGGCUACAAGAGCUUGAAGAGGCAGCCCACGGGCCUCAGCAAAGAGGACCUGGCUGAGGUGUGCAAGAGGGACGGCGCCGAGCGCGACGAGAAGGACGUGGAUCGGGUGGUGGGUCUGGGCAGCUCCAGUGGCAGCGCUGGCCGGGUGAUGCUCUCCAAGGAAGACAGAGAGGCGGCCAAGAUGGGGCUCUCGGUCUUCACGCACCAGAAAGUCUCCAGCAGCCCAGAGACAUCUGUCUCCAAGAAGAAGCAGGAAAAGGAGGAGAAGGUGGAGGAGGAACGACCUGACAGCAGCAAAAAAUCCAAAAAGGAGAAGAAGAAGGAGAAAAAGAACAAGAAAAAGAAGAAACAUAAGAAGGAGAAGAAGAAGGACAAGGAGAAGCAUUCCAGGAAGGAUGCUGCCCCAUCAUCCUCCGAUUCUUCCCCGGAUCGGGAUAAGAGGCACCACCGCAGGAAAGCGCAGCAGCGCUCGGAGGCGCCGCGGCACGGCAGCCGGCGGCGGCACGACACGGAAUCCUCGGCCAGCAGCGGCGGCCGCGGCCGGAGCCCCGCCCGCCGGCGCAGCCGGAGCAGGGACGGCCGCGGCCGCCACCCAUCCCCGCGGCGGAAGGGCAGGAAGAGGAGCAGGUCCCGCUCCCCCCCGGCCCGCGGGGCCCGGCAGCGCCACGACACCGACUCGGAGGACUGAGAGGGAGCCUGGGGCUGUUUCAGGGACAUCUUCCAUAGAUUUAUAUUUUUUAAGGUGAUUAAAUUAAAAACGCCGCAGCCCCGCGGGUACCAGGGCUGUCUGGCAAAGGGCAUUAAAGUGCCAGCGGCCCCUUCCCUGCCCGCCCAGGGGCAGCAGCAGCGGGUGUGGGGGACAGCAGGGCCUGGGCACCCUUCUCCUCGCUCCCUGAAAUCCAUCCAGGCAGGAUUGAGCACGGAGCAUGCUGUGGGUGAGGGCUGGUGCUGGGGUGGUUCUGGCUGUGGUGCUGAAAAUGCUGUGGAUACCUCGUGUGUAUGGAUAGAGACUUUGGAAGAGAUUAUUAUUCUUAUUAUUA